UUUCCUUUUCUCUUCCUCUUCCUGCAAUGUAUUUCUGUGUACUAUAUAUCCAUCUUACCUUGAUCGUCAGAGCUUAUUAUAAAUUCAUUGUUGUCGAGUGACGCAGCAUGCAGGACAAGGGGUUUCCUGGUGGAUCCUUAUCACAGUGUCUCCUCCCGUGCUCUUCCUCUCUUUGUCCAUCAUCCUUUUCUCCACUUUCCACCUCUUCCUCAUUCCCCUCCUUUAUUUUACGUUUUAUAAUCAUGUUUCCCGUUUUUUUUUUUUUUCAGCCUCAUAGUAAAAAAUUCUUUAUGGUGUUUCCGUGUUCCCGUGCCACGUUUACAAGACAUCGCCAGUUGCGUAUGUAUUUUUGUACGUCAUGAUUGCAACGACUUGAAGACUUCGAUCCGUAGCCACCGCAGCGCAGGUGUACGAAUGUCAGCAUGCCACAGUGCGGUGCUGUGGUGAUAGCCUUGGUCGUGUUGUCCCACACAUGCUUGUGUGUGGGCGAAGGACACGCCACACCGGAGAUGCUGGAGGAGGGCAACACGACAACUUUGAUGAGGGAUGCCGCGCUUGCCUCCCAAGGCGUAGCUUCUGUCAACCCUGAUCAACUCUUCACCACAGUCGGCCCUCAAGACACCAUCGUCACCACUCAAGAAGGUCGCACCACAUCCCAAGAACACAUCAGCACACCUCCGGAGAGUGGCGGCGAACAGCGCGGUAGAACCACCGUGUUGCAGCCGCUGCUGGAGAGCGGCAGGGUGCCGACACGCGUGGACCAGUUGGUAGUAUGCUCUUGUCCAGAAAUGACUCCUGAUGGCUGCCGACGCUUCCUUUCUGACGCCUACAUUAACAGUAAAGAUCGUGAUUUUGAGGAUGUUAAGAUCGCCGUGGCUGAACUGCACGUGGCGGUGCACGACGUAACCUGUGAGAAGAAGGAUCAUCGUUUCAUGAAUUACAGUGAAGGGAAGUUUUAUUAUCGGAAACGCGGCGACGUUGUCCUCGUUGAUGCCGGUGACCAGACUGGUCUUCGUGUCAAUGAUUUCUGUGCCGAUCUGCGCGACGACGACCACGGACACCCGACGUGGAAUAUAAAGAUCUGUAUUCCUCCGCCUUCGGUACCCAGAUGCUGCCCCCACGGCCAGGCACUGAAGGAUGGGAUGUGCCAGGAAGCCGCGACCCCCAAACUCCUUGCCCCUCCCAUGUCCGUAAAGUUCUUGGAAAAAGCCAUUCAUUGGCCAGUUAUUAAGAAUCACCACCAUCCCCUAAAUUGCACCACAGAUCCUCUGCUAUCAAUACCAUUAGUUCCGAAAGAAUCCUUUUUAUUAGCUGUUCCAAGCGGAGUUCUGCACGCUUGGAACCCAGCUGAUCGUCAUGUUAAGGAAUAUUUUACUCACCCUCCUAACCUCUGCGUUGAUGGCUACGUGAACUCUAACGGAUCAGAGGUUUAUUCCGCCAAUAUAUGCUAUUCCUACCCAGAGGUGCACCGCAAAGUGUGUGACGAACAUACAUGUGUGCGGAAAUGCUGCCCAGAUGGCGAGGAGAUGAGCCAAAUGUUGUUUCGCUGCGUUUCCUCUAACUUCAAGGACUUCAAGCCUGAAUUCACCUCCCAGCCCCACGAUUAUAGGGUAGUGUACGGCUUGCCAACAUGCCCAUUCCGUUCAGUGCUGGACGCGAACACGAAGCUCAUUAUUGACAGCAGAGGUAAUUUUAACUUAUCUGGCAACCUUUUGUCAGCGAGGGAAUAUUGUUUGGAUAAGUUUAGUGAUGGUCGGGAGAAAGUUGAAGACAAAAUAUUAGUGUGUAUCAAGGAACCAACGAAGCUGUGGCCGAAGAUACGAAAAAUUUUGUUCCCGAUAUGUCAGAUUAUCUCCCUUUUCUUCCUGCUUCUGACGAUGGGCUGCUAUUGCGUGGUUCCCGAGCUGCUGAAUGGUGGCGGGUGGUACCAGUUGUUCCACAUCGUUUCACUCAUGGUGGCCUACGCUUCCAUGUUCGCGCAAGGAAUUUUCAGCACGACUUGGAAGAAGUCUACAUGUUUUAUUAUGGGGAUUGUGCUUCAGUUUGGUUUCCUGUCCACUUUUUUCUGGCUCAACGUGCUGUGUUUUGAGGUGUGGAGGAAAAUAUGGAGCCUCAACAAGUUCCGUCCUGCCUCAGUCGUCCCCAUUUGGCUAUACAUGCUCUACGCCUUCGGGACGCCAGUUGCCAUCGGGAUCCUGACGGUGUGCAUGCAAUUAUUCGCCCCGGACGACAUGCCUGGCGUGGUGAAGCCUCGUCUUGUACAGGGAAAGUGUUUCUUCGAAGGUGCAUCGUCACUCCUCCUAUAUUUCUAUGGACCCAUUGGAUUCCUAUUUGCUCUCAACAUUGUUUUUAUUGUCCAUACUUACUGGACCUAUAGGAAAUUUGAAAAAAAUUGCUCCGUGCUUAAGACCAUCCCAGGGAGCACUGGUGAGAAGAGGGCGCUGACGGAAAAGAUCCAUCGCAAACGUGACUACGUCUCGGAUUUUAAGCAACAGUUCUCUCUGCUGGUGCUGAUGUCUUUGUGCUGGGUGUCAGAACUUCUGUCUUGGCUCAUUCCACUUCCUGAAAUGUGGGCUACAACAGACACGCUGAACACAUUGCAAGGCUUCUUCAUAUUUGUGAUCUUUAUUGCCAAUAGGAGUAAACGUAAACACUUGAAGAAGAAGUUUCCACUGAUCUUCAAGUUUGCGAAUCGGAUUAGGAAUGUCAUUCGCCAGUGCUGCUGUUGCUGUACGGGUGAGCAGAAGACUUGCCUGGCUCAAUUCGACAGUUUCAAAAGGACACUGUUAUCUUCAUUUAUUGCCUCGAAAUUUUCAAGAUCUUCAUUGUCGAUGGACAUCCCUGAUAACCAUACAAUGAAGCCAGCCGCCUUGGAAUAUGAUGAUAUCACCACAUUAUCUCACUCAUCAUCAAAAAUCAGUAGUGUCUCUCUCCAGGAGACCACUGACACACAAUACGAAUCCUGAAAACACAGCCACCGUUGCCCAGUAAUCUAUCGCCAGAGGUCAGAGACUUAAUUUCAAGACUCCUCGUGAAAGACCCUCGCCAGUGGUUAGGGAGAGGGCCACGGGAUGCGCUAGAGAUUUAGGACCAUG
Molecule: messenger RNA, 3095 nt
Organism: Scylla paramamosain (green mud crab)
Lineage: Eukaryota; Metazoa; Arthropoda; Malacostraca; Decapoda; Portunidae
Product: probable G-protein coupled receptor Mth-like 1
Exons: 10
Coding region: 423-2966 (847 amino acids)
Biological process (GO): G protein-coupled receptor signaling pathway; cell surface receptor signaling pathway
Cellular component (GO): membrane
Molecular function (GO): G protein-coupled receptor activity
Source: RefSeq, a predicted model, not a curated record